AUGUUCCUCCAAUUCCUCAUUCCAAGCGUCCUCAGGUCCGCUUCCACAUCUUCCAGCCAGCGCAGUCUUGGACUUCUUCUCUUUCUGCUUCCUCCUGGAUGUCACCAUCAUCUUCUUCAGGUGCCACUUAUUAACUAUGAUAUCCAUUUUCCAGCUGACAUAUACGACGAGACCGUGCAGAAGCUGAACGCUCUCAAGCUGGACUCGGAGUGCAUCGGAGGCGGCCGGAUCCAGCACGACCCGCUGGAGAAGAAGAUCAAGGUCUACGGGUACUCUCAGGGGUUCGGAAAGGCAGACCACGAGGUGUCCGUGGAGAUCCUGAAGGAAGUGUACGGGGACUACGACAUCACCUGGUCGGACGAGGGCUACUGA
Molecule: messenger RNA, 372 nt
Organism: Nezara viridula (southern green stink bug)
Lineage: Eukaryota; Metazoa; Arthropoda; Insecta; Hemiptera; Pentatomidae
Source: the annotation of a GenBank genome assembly